Eruca vesicaria subsp. sativa (arugula) is the source of this 854-nucleotide messenger RNA. The record is from the annotation of a GenBank genome assembly. NCBI's taxonomy places the organism in Eukaryota, Viridiplantae, Streptophyta, Magnoliopsida, Brassicales, Brassicaceae.
AAAAAACUUUCUUGUUGUUGAAGCUAAUCUCUUAAAAACCCUAUAUCGCAUUAGAUCCUUAUAUAUUAGACUAUCAUUAUACCAUAUUUGUAGACAUGUGCAUCGAAUAUUAUUAAAUCGGCCAAAGCCUUCAAGAAUAUAUUUGCUAUAGGUAUAGAGAUUAGAGGGAAUACGAUUCACCCUCAUCGUUUUAUGUUGUCUUUACUUACCACAUACCACAUUACAUCGAUCCCUUAUAUAAAGAUAGUUUCCGAUAGUUUACAACGGUAUCACUAACAAAAAACCAUAUUCAUAACAAAUAAAAGAGCUAAAAGGGUUUUAAUUUGAAAGAAGAAUGCUACUUGGAAAUACCUCUAACCACAAGUCUCAUCAUCAUCCUCGUCAUCAUCAUCACGGGGACUCAGUGAAGGAGUUUCGAGUUUCCUUUGCAGCUGAAGAACCAAUCCAUGUCUUGGAGUGUGCAGAUCCGAGGAGGACGAAGAGCGAGAAGAUGAGUAGGAGAGAGGCUACAAAAGAAGUGGAUGUUGACAAGGAAGCUGAUGAGUUCAUCAAGUUUGAGCAUAGGAAGUUCUGUAAGUGGACGACUCAUUAAGAGCGUCUAGAGCCGUCUAGUCCAUUGCGGAUGAAUAAUUAAAAACAAUAAGGACAUAUUCCAUAUUUUAUCUAGAUUGUAUUAAAUUAUAUUUGAUAUUUUUUUUUGUGAGCUAAUUAUAUUUGAUAUAUUGUGUUCAGUCUUCUUCCUUUUUCUUGUUUGGCAACCAUAUCUUCUGGUUCUUAAUGUUGUCUUUGUAAGAAAUGGAUGUCGUUUGUUUCCUUUAGCUAAAAGGGUGCAUGGAAAUAAAAAUUUAAAACUA